AUGAGAGGCGGCGGCGUAGCACUCAAAGCCCUUCAAUGGUUCCUUCGCGGCGUGGAAUUCUGCUGCUCGGUUAUCAUUCUUGGAAUCUUUGCCUAUUUCCUCGCCAAACUCUCUACCAAUAAGCUUCCUAUCGCUACCUACAUCAAAGCCGUCGAAGGUAUUUCGGGUUCAGGUGCAUUAUACACAGUUCUUGGACUCAGUCUUCUCUGUUGUGUCGCCGGUUUGAUGUUCUUUUCCAUCAUCGCUAUCAUUCUCGAUUUCUGCUUCACCGGCGCAUUUAUCUAUGUAGCUUAUGCUACCAGACAUGGUAGAUCAUGUUCCGGAUACGUGUAUACACCUUUGGGCAAUGGAAUCGCUGCCACGAAUCAAAGACUUUCCGGAGUGGGCGCCUUGAGAAAUACAUCUCUGCCUAGUUUGUCCGAUAGCUGUAGAUUGAAUACAGCUUGUUUUGCCGUUUCAAUUGUCGCUGCUGUUUUCUUCUUUAUUUCACUCUUUGUCGAAUUAGCUCUCAUCAAGCACCACAAAAAAGAAAAGGCAUUCGGUCCAUCUCCCAACAAUGGCUAUACUGCCGGAACCCGUGGAAGAUUCUGGCCAAAACGUCAACGAGUCCACGAUGGUGAAUACAUGGCUGGAGGAGUUGUCUCAGAAAAGCCCGACGCAUUACCCAUCCACUCUACUCCUAAUGAUGUGAGAACCUCGAAUGCUACGGAUGCAACCAUGGUGGCACGAACUCACGAAGGUUAUGGUUCACAAACAGGAUAUGGACAUCCUCCUGUAUCCCCAGUCGUUGGUACCCAUGGUCAUCAGGUCAACGGUGUGGACUAUGGUACUGGUCCGACAAUGUAUGCACCACCUCAUGCAACAGAAAUGCCAGCUGAGGGGUACAGAGGAACUCAUCAAUAUCAAAAUUCCAAUGGUACUUUCUAG
Botrytis deweyae is the source of this 927-nucleotide messenger RNA. RefSeq lists its product as uncharacterized. The record is from RefSeq and is a predicted model, not a curated record. Lineage: Eukaryota; Fungi; Ascomycota; Leotiomycetes; Helotiales; Sclerotiniaceae. The coding region runs from base 1 to 927 and encodes 308 amino acids. The transcript has 2 exons.